Brenthis ino (lesser marbled fritillary) is the source of this 2988-nucleotide messenger RNA. Lineage: Eukaryota; Metazoa; Arthropoda; Insecta; Lepidoptera; Nymphalidae. The record is from the annotation of a GenBank genome assembly.
AUGGUGCCACUGAUGGUUAGUCAAAAGAUGAAUAAUAAAUGCGAAAUGGGCGAUGAUACAGAUGAUAAAUGUAUACCAUUUGUCUCAGAAUAUUCCGAUUGUAGUGACGCAAACGCUUGCUCUGGUUGCACUCGCUGCACCUGCUCAGCGGAAGGAGAGUGGGACUGUCAGUUAGUAUUUGAGUGUCCCACUGAUGAUAAAGAGGUUGCAAGCCCAGAAUCUGUUAGUGUUGCGCUCGACGUGCUUUACUCUGAAUUAAAAAAUAAAGAGAAAAAUGAAAAGAAGCAACGUGUUCUAGUGCCUCCGCCACCUAAGCCGGAAGACGAGCUCUUAGUUUCAGGCCCUAACCCUUACCAGGAGGAUUUUGCAACAUAUUUGUCAAGACAAAAACGAUCAAUAAGUGAUCAAUCUGAAGAUAAUGAGUCCAAAAAUCAUACCAUAAAAUUCCAUCACACAGUAGACGAAUUAAACGAAGACACACUGAAAAAUUCUAAUAAGUCUGGAACAAUUCAAGCUAUGAAAGUUGAAUCUAAUAUUUUACCAAAAAUAUCUAGAAGAACAGAUUUAUUAAAUAAUCAGAAUAAAUCUUCUCUCCACAUAGAAUAUAAUCAGCCAGAAGAAUAUGACCAUCACAUAGCUGAAAACAAAAUAGAAAUAGCAAGCCAUAAUGAAAAGAUCGACGCACGAAUAAAAGAUAAGUUAAAUAAAUUUACAGGCAAUUAUACGCAAAAUAUCAAAGAUUCAGAUUUAUCAAAACUUGUUGUAAAUGAAUUAAAAAGGGGAACUGAAAUUAUAGGCAAUGCAAAUGUCAAGCCUAUGUCCAACAUCACUUUUACACUUGAAAAUGACACAUUGACUGCAAUGGCAUUCAUUGCUGGAAACCUCCUUAAUAAGUUAUGGGAUAUUGAGCAAGAUACUUCUAAUGGUUUUAUUGAAACAGAAGUACUUAAGCAUGAGAAGAUAAAUGAUUUGCUAGAAUUAUUUAAAGAACCUUUAAAUAUAAGACAAGAGACUUUUUUAAAGAAUGCCCUGGACAAAUUAUCGAAUACGUUAAAUAAGAAUAAAAAUGUUAAAAACAUUUCACUGUGUGAAACGAUCGCUAUCGAGAUGUCAAGUGGCGAAAAUUUAAAUAAUAAUAAUCAAGUAAACAAAAUUAAUAAUUCAUUAUGUACCCAAAAGGAACAGCAUACAACAAAUGAAAUAAAAGAAAUGAACGUUUCAACCGAGGUUCUUCAAAAAUUGAAUAAUGUUUUAAGUCUUAUAAAAAAAUUCGAGCGAGUUCAAAAAAGUUUAAAUGCCCUUAAACAUCAAGCUGUUAUGAAAGAAUCAGAUUCUGGAGAUGCAUUGACUAUUGACGAAAACUCAUCAUUACAUUUGUUUGGCAAUUUACUAGAAAAAAUAACAAAAUUGCUUAUUCCAAAUAAUUCUAGUAAAAAAAUUAGAAGUAAAAUUAAGAAUUUGAAUCAAUUCAGUGGUAAAGAUAGCCAAAUGAAGGUCGUUGGAGAACAUUUUAAUGUUGAUUUAAGUAAAUAUAACUUAACUAUUAAAGAUAAACUAAUAUUAGAUUAUCUUAAUCAUAUUGAAAAUAAUCCACACUGCUUGUUAAAUAAAAAUAUACCUAAAUUGAGGACACAACCAAAAAAUAAUGUAGGAGGAAAUAUUAAUUAUAAUUUAUCUGAAUUUCUUAAAAUAAAAUCGUUCAUGGAUUUACUUAACUUGACAAAAAAUGAUGAACGUAGUGGAACUCCAAUUGAUGCAGACACAGAGGCACCUUCGCUAGAUACAACAACUAAAGCCGCAUUCCUUAAUAAUAGCUUACACAGAUUAAAUAACACUAAAGAAAAACUCAAAAACCAUCUUAAAGCGAUUAUCGAUGAUUUAAUUGAAUUACAAAAUGAUAAUACAUACUUUAAGCAAAAUAAAAUUAACAUAACUGAUGCAUUGCCAUGUAUUUAUAAUAUUUUGAACGCAGACAAGUUAAUUGCCAACAAAACAUUACCGUUAAAAUCUAACGUUUCUCCUCUGGAUAGAAUUAAGACGCUGAUAGACUCGAUGAAAUUAGAAUUCACGUCUACUUCACCAACACGUAGAAGUGGUUUAGCUGAAGAAAGAACUCAAUCAGCAAAAGUAUGGGAGAGAGUGGUAAAAAAUAUAAAUAGUUUUCAAAAGAAAACUCGUCGAACAUUAGCCUAUGAAAAACCAAAAACAUAUCAAGAGUUGAAAGAUAUGAUCGAAAAUAUUGAGUCGACAGGGAACAGCUACAAAAACUUUGCAUUAUUAUCAGUCAUUCCUCCUCACAAAAGACUUAUGUUGCUUAAAACACUUGAAGCAGAUACAAAACAACAAGCAUUAGUUUUAGAAAAUAUAAGAAAAUCUACAAAUAAUCUAAACAAUUUACCUUUGGAUAAGUUGAAUGAAUUACAAGAAUUUAUAGAUAACGCUCAGAAUAAUAUAAAUUUGAGCAUUAAAGUGCUUCAAAAUGUAGUAAAAUCAAAACAAAAUGUUAAUAAUGAGCCUGUAAAUAUUUUAAAUCGCAAUAAGAACGAACAACUAAAAGUACCAGAACUUUUAAAAAAUACGAAAUCAAUGGUAAAUAAUAAUGUAAAGCUAACAAGAGAUCAAAUACUUAUCCAAUUAAUUGAAAAUCGUAUUAAAUUAUACAUAAAUUCAAAAGAAUCGAAAUAUGAAGAUAUGAGUAAUGAUAUUAAUUAUAACAUAGGAAAAAGAGUUCUGACUUUAAUAAGAAAUGGGAAUAUAGAUGUCGCUAAAGAGUUAUUUAAAAUAUUUAUUGCAAAUCAACGUGAAGAAAGUAAUAAAAUGGAAGACAAAGCAUCGAUAAAAGGAGGGAAGCUCUUACAAAUGCCGUUAAAUGAGCCUUUGAGAGCGUUUGAAAAUACGAUGGAGAGCCAGGAUUCAAGAUCAAAAAUGUCGCCGGAUCAACUUUUCAAACAGCUUUUAAAAGUAAAAAAUAUGAAUUCUCAGUAUAUG